This is a messenger RNA of Drosophila biarmipes, 1431 nucleotides long. RefSeq lists its product as uncharacterized. The record is from RefSeq and is a predicted model, not a curated record. The transcript is spliced from 4 exons. NCBI's taxonomy places the organism in Eukaryota, Metazoa, Arthropoda, Insecta, Diptera, Drosophilidae. The coding region runs from base 488 to 877 and encodes 129 amino acids.
UCCUAUAAAGUUGGUAAGGUUAGACCUGCUCUCUAAAAACUUAAAUAAGUUUUCAAACCGAAAACAGUAACACAAAAUUUAUUUUUGGGAAAGAAAUGUAGUGAGAUUUACUCUUAGUUCGGUUUCCCUGAUAGAUGCUUGUUCACCUUUUCCUUGUGGAUUGAAGAGCACAACCUUUGAGAGAAUCCCCAAAGCGAUCGAUUUCCCACUCGCUUCACUAUAAGAGCCGUGUACCGCGAUUUGUCCGCGUCUGCUAUGAGUUAAGUGGGAAUGUUAGGGGUCGCCAUUAGAGUUUUCAUCCAGACGGCCAUCUCGGCGGCGUAUAUCUUAUUCAUUGCCAGCAGAAAGUCGGCGAACUUGUCCACUUGCGAGCUCGGCGUGAGAUAACCCGCGCACAUCAUCGCCGUGCAGAUGCUUGCUCGCCGGUGGCCAGAACCACUUCGCUGUACAAUAUAUAUCGUUUAUAUAUGUAUAUUACGAUAUAUAUAUGGAUCAUAUAUAUUUGACCCUUUUGCUAAAAUUACUACAACUGGCUGGAAGAGAGAGAAUAGCAAGGGGCAUCAUCGUUCACAUCUUCAUGCUUAUCCUGUCCUUCGAGCUGGAUCUGCCCGGAACUCUGGAACUAACCGUGCUCGUAUGUACAUCCGAACAACCGGAAUUCAGAUGCUACAGACGAUGCUGGUCGUGGUUUUUGAGAGUCCUGGUCGAGAUCCCGCGCGAGAAGCCCAACUGGACAUUGCCCUGGAGACAACAGGCUCGUAUUGCCAUGGGCAGCCCUUUUUCCAAUUUACAACCUCUAAAAAUAUCCAUCGGCUCGGAUUUGAUAAAUUCUCCAGAGGGGUAUGAUCUCUGUACUAUUUUCGUCGAAUGUGGAUGAUAAAACCAGGACUCUACCGAUUGUCUACCCAGUUCUUAUUGUCAGCACCGAACCUUGCACAUAUGUCCAGCUUCCAGCCAAUGCUCCUAGAUGCUAAAACCAGAUGAUAAGCAUGAUUUUCAAGGCAGGGGCUCAAGCACUUUUCCGACACCACGAAGGGAUUCGUUGGCUUCGAGGACAUACGAUUGACUGGCCAUUCGGUUUCUUGCCCACUUUGGUCUGCAACCCCUCAACCAUACCCACUUGACCAAAGGGGUUCUGGCCACCGGCGAGCAGGCCCUCUGCACGCCGAUAAUGUCCGUGGGUUAUCUCACGCCGAGAUCGCAGUUGGACAAGUAUGCUGACAUCCUGCUGUCGAUGAACACGAAAUACCCCAAUGAGAUGGCCGACUCUUUGAAGACUCUAAUGGCCACCUCCUAUUUCCCCACUUAACUUGAAACAGAAGUGGAUAAAACGCGCUACACAGCUGUUAUAGUGAGGAUAGUGGACAAAAACAUCUCUUCUUUGGGGACUCUACUUGGGAACCAUCUGGGUUCUUAUUUGGUUUCUCUAUU